This is a messenger RNA of Paecilomyces variotii, 519 nucleotides long. Its product is annotated as NifU-like N terminal domain-containing protein. The record is from RefSeq and is a predicted model, not a curated record. Bases 1 to 519 code for a protein of 172 amino acids. Gene Ontology annotation, biological process: intracellular iron ion homeostasis; iron-sulfur cluster assembly. Gene Ontology annotation, cellular component: cytoplasm; mitochondrial matrix. Lineage: Eukaryota; Fungi; Ascomycota; Eurotiomycetes; Eurotiales; Thermoascaceae. The transcript is spliced from 3 exons. Gene Ontology annotation, molecular function: 2 iron, 2 sulfur cluster binding; ferrous iron binding.
AUGUUUUCUCUCCGUCCAGUCACCCGCGCCGCCUCGUCGCGGACGCCUUUCAUCCGCUCCUCCGUGCCUCAGAUUCGCUCUUACCAUGAGAAAGUACUCGACCACUACUCGAAUCCCCGGAACAGCGGCUCUCUGGACCGCAAGUCCGCCUCCGUUGGAUCUGGCCUUGUUGGCGCCCCUGCGUGCGGUGAUGUGAUCAGACUCGAUAUCCAGGUCGAUGAGGCGACGGGGACGAUUGUGGAUACGAAAUUCAAGACUUUCGGGUGUGGUUCGGCGAUUGCGAGCUCGAGUUAUUUGACAACGUUGAUCAAGGGGAAGACUUUGGAGGACGCCGCGAAGAUCAAGAACACCGAUAUUGCAGCCGAACUAUGCCUUCCGCCCGUGAAGCUGCACUGCUCCCUUCUCGCUGAGGAUGCCAUCAAGGCUGCUAUUUCGAAUUACCACUCGAAGAGAGCGAGCGUUGGUGCCGCGGCUACGAAUCUGGCUGGGACUGCUAAGGCUUUCGCUAAGGAGGCUUGA